This is a messenger RNA of Nicotiana attenuata, 1888 nucleotides long. RefSeq lists its product as uncharacterized. Lineage: Eukaryota; Viridiplantae; Streptophyta; Magnoliopsida; Solanales; Solanaceae. The record is from RefSeq and is a predicted model, not a curated record. The transcript is spliced from 4 exons. Bases 632 to 1528 code for a protein of 298 amino acids. Gene Ontology annotation, cellular component: endoplasmic reticulum.
AAAAGGAAAAAAAAAAAAUUGUCCUUCCAAUCUUAAGUCCCUUGAAAAGCGGGUCCAAACAAUCCUCUCGACUCUCGUAGUCCUUUUCUUACUUCCCCAUAAUUUGGACUUCUCUUUUCAUGCUUCUCUGAUCUUUCUGUUUCUUCGCAAUAACCAAUUAAAAUCAUAUACUCCAUGUAUAUGAUAUAUCUUUACAUUUAAUUUAAAAAUAAACUCCAAAUCAGUUCAAAUCUCAGGCGCUCAGCUACCAAACAGUCUCUGUUGCUGGUCUAUUUUGAUUUGUUUUAUCUAUAUUCCAAAUAGAAACUUGGGUGUCUAAUUUUAUCUUAAUCCUUGAAUUUUUUGUAUUUUUGGUGGAUUUUCUUGGUGGGAUUUCAGUGAUUUUGAUCCAUAUUCAAAAACGAAGAAACUUGGUGUCUAGUUUGAUUUAAAUCUCGAAUUUUUCGCUGUAUUUUUUGUUGGGGUUCGAUUGAUUUUGAUUUAUAUUUUUAAAGGAAAAAAUUGGAUGUGUUUUUCCAUUUAAAUUAUUGAUUUUUUUGGAUAUUAUUUGUGGGUUUUGAUUUAGUGACAAUUCAAGAACUUUUUCUUGGUGGGGUUUGAUUAAAAAGCUUGGUUUUAUAAAUCCAAAUGAAUGAGGAAUAGGGUGGCACGUACCCACUCACGUUCAUCAUCAUUGCCGGCAUCAUUGUUGUUGUCAUCAAUGGCUGCACCAAGGGGUUUGGUAGUGGACACAACAAGGGAUGAGGAAAUGGACUUGGGAUUGUUGUCCGAAUCGCCCACGGGUAAAAGGUAUAAGGAAGGGAAGUUUCCAUUGUCAAGGUGGGAGUUUGCAGCAGCUAUAGCUGUAUUUGUGGUGUUCUCAAUAGGGUUGUUUAGUAUAUACUUGACAAUGCCAGCUGCUGAGUAUGGUAAACUCAAGUUGCCUCGUUCGCUUUCUGAUCUCCGAAUGCUCAAGGAUAAUAUUGGAAUGUAUGCCCAAGUUUACCCAGCAAAAUUCAUUUUGGGUUACUGCUCAACAUACAUAUUCAUGCAGACAUUUAUGAUUCCUGGGACGAUUUUCAUGUCCUUACUUGCUGGAGCACUUUUUGGUGUUCUCAGAGGGCUUUUCUUGGUUGUCUUUAACGCUACAGCCGGUGCAUCAUCCUGCUAUUUUCUGUCUAAGUUAAUUGGCAGGCCUAUAGUUAACUGGUUGUGGCCUGAGAAAUUGAGAUUUUUCCAAGCAGAGAUAGCCAAGCGUCGGGAUAAGUUGCUCAACUAUAUGCUGUUUUUGAGAAUAACUCCAACAUUGCCAAACCUUUUCAUCAAUUUGGCAUCUCCUAUUGUGGAUAUACCAUUCCAUACAUUCUUCACGGCCACAUUGGUUGGUCUCAUUCCAGCCUCAUAUAUUACAGUCAAGGCGGGUCUAGCUCUUGGUGAUCUGAAGUCAGUCAAGGAUCUAUAUGAUUUCAAGACCUUGUCUGUGCUCUUCCUCAUUGGUUUUAUCUCAAUAAUACCUACCAUCUUGAAGAGGAAGAAAAUAUACGAAUAGAGCUCCUCGCAGAAGGCCAUUGGAUCCUCUUGGAAAGCAACUUAGAGAAGAUAUAGUUUCUUUUAUUGUCAGAGCAAAUUGGAGAGGCAGGACUUAGUGACAGGCCGAUAAUUUCUAUAUGGCACCUGAAAUCACACUGAAAUCACUGCCCAAUCCUUUGGGAGAAUAGUGGAAAAUGUUGUGUUCUUUGCCAAUUCUUUAUGUUUACUCUUUCAUUCAUUGCCUGACCCGAAGUGACUGGUAGUAUUGUUUAAUGUAAUUCAAAUGUGGCAGGCAGAUAUUGAUUUGGUUUCUGAUUCAAAAAUUGUUCUUAUAGUCAUCUCACUGUUGAAGAAAUAAAUUAUUUUAUGGUCAUCUCAA